Messenger RNA from Priceomyces carsonii, 855 nucleotides. RefSeq lists its product as uncharacterized. The record is from RefSeq and is a predicted model, not a curated record. The transcript has a single exon. Lineage: Eukaryota; Fungi; Ascomycota; Pichiomycetes; Serinales; Debaryomycetaceae. Bases 1 to 855 code for a protein of 284 amino acids.
AUGGGCGCUUCGAUCACUGAUAUUAAGUUUAUCAACUCUUGCAUACAAUGGCUAAGCGAGUUUCCAAACAGUCCCAUAUCGGCAACUUCAACUGUUUCAGAUUUGGGCAAGCCAACAAAUGUCUUUAAGUUGUUAAAAGUUCUCUUGAAUGAGGAAGAUUUUGCAGUCGAAUUAAUCGAUGAGGAUUUCGAUGAAGAAAUAGAAGUAACUACUACUGCUAAACACUUGGAGAUACCCCUUGCACUUGAGAGACAGAUUAGUAAUAUAGAGAAAAUUUUAAGGAAUCAUUUAGGUAAUUUAGAGUCUAAGUCUGCAUUGGGAAAGUUCAAGAAAUCUGAAGUCAUUUUGGGACAAAUAAAUUUUUUUAAAAUUGUUAUUUACAGAGAUUUAAAGUCGGUGGCAUCCCUUUGUGAAUUACUUGUAAAGAUCGGCACUUUUUCAUCUAAACUUUCCACUUUUGGGCUUACUUCAAUUCAAUUUUUAAGCGACAGCGAUAAAAUGUCUUUUCAAGAAUAUUUUGGGACAAACUUAAAUGAUCUUAUAAGUCUCGAAGAUGACUUAGAUAAAGAAUUAGAGGAAUCUGAGUUGGAACAGAAAAUAAAGGAGCUUGAAAAGGAAAAAGAUUUGGAGUUGAUAAAUGAAUCAAACAAGUUCAACUUAGAGAAGAUCAAUUUCUUGAAAAUUAUAGACACCUUAAAAGAGGAAAAUAAAGCUCUAAAGAAGUCUCAUGACUCGACAACAGAAAGCGAUGUUGAGAAUUCAAGUAUUUCUUACAUUGACGAAGAGUACAUAAAUUCCAUUGCUUGGGAGAAUAGUCUCUUUGAAAAAGUAGUUUAUAAGUUAUUAAUGCAGUAA